This is a messenger RNA of Dreissena polymorpha, 2046 nucleotides long. Its product is annotated as vesicle transport through interaction with t-SNAREs homolog 1B-like. Bases 129 to 719 code for a protein of 196 amino acids. Gene Ontology annotation, biological process: Golgi to vacuole transport; macroautophagy; vesicle fusion with Golgi apparatus. Gene Ontology annotation, cellular component: endoplasmic reticulum membrane; Golgi apparatus; SNARE complex. The transcript is spliced from 9 exons. NCBI's taxonomy places the organism in Eukaryota, Metazoa, Mollusca, Bivalvia, Myida, Dreissenidae. Gene Ontology annotation, molecular function: SNARE binding; SNAP receptor activity. The record is from RefSeq and is a predicted model, not a curated record.
UUUGCACCGUUGUAAAACGAAACACGUUGAUGUUAUUUGGGGCAAUGUAACCUAUUAGUUCGUGUGGAUUGUAACCACUUCUCCCCUUUUGACAGUUCAUCAUAUGACAACAUUAAUGUCAACAAAUCAUGUCUUCUGAGAAAUUCGAGAAUUUGGAAGAUGAUUUGUCAACAGCAAUAGACAGACUACGACCAAUAAUAAGCGACAUAUCGAGCCAAACAGGGGAACAAAAGAAAAAUGCUAUUCGACAAGCAGAACGAAAGCUUGAGGAGGCCAAUUUUCUUAUGCAUGAAAUGGAGAAUGAAGCGAAAAUUGCGCCAGUGCAAUACAGAACACAGAUGUUGGGUCGACUAAGACAGUUCAAGAGAAACCUAGAGGACUUAACAAGGGAUCUUAAACGAAAAAAGGAAGUUGGCUUCUCUUCUGCUGAUAAUUUGGGAUUAGAUAGAGAUGAUCGACUUGAGGCAUCCCAAAGGAACCGGUUAAUACAGGGCACUCAGUCGCUGAACCGGACCUCUGAGAGCAUUGCAAGGUCACAGCAGAUAGCCGCGGAGACUGACCAGGUCGGCGUGGAGAUAAUUGAUGAGCUGGGCAGACAGAGGGAGGUCCUCACCAGGACUAAAGGGCGGGCCAAGGUAGGAUCAUGCAGUAUUUGUAAUUUGACAAAUUCAGGCUUCAAGACACAGAUGCAGAGCUUGGAAAAAGCAGAAAAAUAUUGAAGACCAUGGCAAUGAGAAUUAUGACGAACAAAAUGAUUUUGAUUGUGAUUAUACUUUUGGAACUUGGUAUACUGGGACUCAUAGUUUAUUUGAGGUUCAUCCGUAAAAAAUAGUGGAACAGCGUACCAGCGUCUUGUGGAUGUGAUGAUGUUAUAAGUGAAUUCUAUGUAAAUAUGUGUGAUGUACAUGUAGAACAGCACAUGAUAUAUAUGUGAUAGAGAAAACUGAAGAACAAAGUAGUUGUGACAAAAACUAUGAGUAACAUUUACAGAUAAAUAUAAUUAUUAUUAACAACUGUGACAAGGGAAGUGUAUGUUUAUUUACUGCGUCCGAUAGUGCAAACAGUACAUCUCAGAACUGGUAUUCACUACCAGCAGUAAGGCAUUGGGGAGUGUGAACAGUUUUGCUGAACAGUGAUUUUAUCUACAUAUAAUUACGAUUAACUUUUACCAUUAAGUGUUAAUGAAGUGCAAUAUCAUCAAAAAGCCACACAUGUAUAUUCAUGUGAAAUAUUCUGUGCAGUGAAGUCCUAAUGUUAAUGAUAGAAUAUUAAUGCUAAUCAAUGUUUUACAAUUUUGUCUACAUGUAUUACAUACGAAAGAGAUACUUCUCACAUAACUUGCUUGUGGGAUAACCAAGUGUAUGUUUUGGUACUGAGCCUGAACAAUACUGAAACAUUUAAAUUUAGAUAUAUGUUCAAGCAUCUGGAUUGAAAUCCACUUGAUUUUCAUGGAAGUCUUAUGGUUUAAUUGAUUGAUUUUGGAAAGGAGAGUGAUUUUGCCAUAACCAUGUGACUUUAUGACUAUUUCUACAACAUGUGCAACAAAGAUAUUUUCGCCUGUGAUUUCAAUAUAAACAAGAUUCUUUUUUGGAUAAAUUGACAUUAAUUUUGAACAUAAAAAUAUCCCAUGUUUAUUCAUGAUAGAAUCGAUUUAGUUUUGAAUGUACAAACAGGCAUUUCCUGUUAUUCAACAAUUAAUUUGUGUGGAUAACAACAGUUGAACUAAGUAAAAAGAUCUUGCAGUGAUUUAUUAAGCAAACAUUAACUGCAUUUCUCCCUCUUGUGAAGUGCAGUUGUAUUUAUGUAAUUUUUUUUAAUUUAUUUAGAUCAAUGUUGGCAUGAACUGCCUACCCGUGGAAAAGCACAGUUUUUCUGUCUUAGGAAAUGCUCUUAAAUUGUGAAAAAGUGGGUGAUACUAUUUUUCAAACUAUAAAACCCAGAGUUUUUGCCAACCAUAAUUAAGAUGUAUUCAUUGUACAGAUGCAAACAAAUUGUAUUUAACACAAAAUAUAAAUAUUUCAGUGAUAAUAAAUUAGUUGUUGUUUA